Messenger RNA from Engraulis encrasicolus (European anchovy), 12537 nucleotides. It is a transcript of the gene dchs1a, whose product is annotated as dachsous cadherin-related 1a. Gene Ontology annotation, cellular component: catenin complex; plasma membrane. Lineage: Eukaryota; Metazoa; Chordata; Actinopteri; Clupeiformes; Engraulidae. The record is from RefSeq and is a predicted model, not a curated record. The coding region runs from base 381 to 10397 and encodes 3338 amino acids. Gene Ontology annotation, molecular function: cadherin binding; calcium ion binding. Gene Ontology annotation, biological process: homophilic cell-cell adhesion. The transcript has 25 exons.
UGGUACAGUGGAUGCUCUCGCAGAUGCCGACGAAGUGGCUGUUUGCAGCUCGCAACACUGAGAGACUGGGGAGUUGAAGAACGAUAACCCGAGGGAGGAAGGAGAGAGACCGAUUUGCUUCACAUUAAACUGAACUCCUCACACCUACAAAGGAGUAAAAGUGAAAGGAUUGAAAAGCACAACUUCCAGGGAAUAUCUAACGGAUACUGAAAUCCAGUCACUCUGAAAUGGAUAUAAUUUAACGGGAGUUUUUGGUCUACGAAUUCUGUUUGCAGACAAGCCACGGAAUCGUCUGGGAUAUUGUGCAGUUUGGGAUUUUCAACGGACGCAUACCUUGGCAAAAGCAGGAACAGAUGAAUGUUUAGGACAAAGCAGCCAGAAUGAAGACGUCGCGUAAGGGUUCAAGAGAGACAUUGAGAAUGGACACCACCACCAGCACUCUGGCCACUCCUCUUUAUCCAGAAUCCACAUGGAGCAGAAACAGGAACAGGAGCAGGAACAGGACUGUUCUUCUUCCUCUCUUCCUGCUGCUAGCGUUUCACUGCUCGGCGGCGACGGCCGCGCUGGAGCUCCAAUUGGACGAGGAGCAGCCGGCCGGCACCAUUGUGGGCGACAUCAGCGCCGGGCUACCGGCGGGCACCACCGCAUCCCUCUACUUCAUCUCUGACCACGAGGGCACCGGCGUGGGCAGUGACCUGGACAUCGACGAGAACACGGGCAUCAUCAAGACGGCCAAGGUGCUGGAUCGGGAAGCCAGGGACCGGUACAAUUUCAUUGCCGUGACCAUGACAGGAAUCACCGUGGAGGUCACGAUCGUGGUGAACGACAUCAACGAUCACGCUCCGACGUUCCCCAGGAGCAGAGCCGCAUUUAAAAUCCCAGAACAGACGGCCAUAGGAACCAGGUUUCCCUUAGACCCUGCGGUAGAUGGAGACAAGGACCAGCUGACCACGCAGGGGUAUCUGAUCAAGGACGGGAACGACGGACAGGCUUUCCUGCUGGAGACCAAAAGGGGCAACAACAAAGUCCUCUACCUGGACUUGGUGGUCAAUACGAUCUUGGACAGAGAGAUGCGGUCUUCGUACACACUCGUCUUGGAGGCGUUCGACGGCGGCUCGCCAAAGAGGACUGGUCAGAUGAUUCUGGACGUGACCGUGCAAGACAUCAACGAUAACGCUCCCGUGUUCAACCAGAGCCGAUACCACGCCACCAUCUCGGAGAACCUGCAACCGGGCAACAACAUCGUUCAGGUGUUUGCAUCCGACGCCGACGAGGGCGACAACGGACUCAUACUGUACGAGAUCAACCGGCGCCAGAGCGACCCGGACCACUACUUUGUCAUCGACCCGCGCACAGGCGUCAUCACCUUGAACAAGCCCUUGGACUUCGAGAUGCGCAGGGUCCAUGAGCUGGUGGUGCAGGCCCGGGACAACGCCACCCAGCCCGAGGUCACCAACGCCUUCGUCACCGUCACCGUGCGCGACUACAACGACAACCAGCCCACCAUGACCAUCAUCUUCCUCAGCGAGGACGGCUCUCCCCGCAUCUCCGAGGGCGCCCAGCCCGGCCAGUACGUGGCCCGCAUCUCCGUCACUGACCCGGACUAUGGUGAGUACGCCAACGUCAACGUCUCCCUGGACGGCGGCGACGGCAAGUUCGCCCUGACGACCAAAGACAGCAUCAUCUACCUCAUCUGCGUGGACCAGAUCCUGGACCGGGAGGAGAGGGACUCGUACGAGCUCCACGUGGUGGCCACCGACUCCGGGUCGCCGCCGCUGCGCGCCGAGUCCUCCUUCACCAUCCAGGUGACGGACGUCAACGACAACGCUCCGGCCUUCGACCAGCAGGUGUACACGCAGGCCAUCCCCGAGGUGGUGUUCCCGGGCAGCUUCGUGCUGCAGGUCACGGCCAGGGAUAAAGACCACGGCUCCAACGGCGAGAUCCACUACAGCAUACUGCACGACCGCGGCCGAGGCACGGCGCCGCAUGACACCGAGUGGUUCGGCAUAGACGCCGUCACUGGGAUCAUCACCACCCUGGCGCAGCUGGAUUACGAGGCGGACCCCCAGCCCUCGGUGACUGUGGUGGCCACAGACGGUGGCAAGCCCCCCUUGUCCUCCACGGCCGUGGUGAACAUCCUGCUGCAGGAUAUAAACGACAACGAGCCGGUGUUCGAGAGGAACUUCUACAACGUGUCGAUUAAGGAGAACACCUCCGCCGGGACCUGCUUCCUCGAGGUUACUGCUACCGACGCCGACGGCGGUUCCUUUGGGUCCAUCUCCUACUCACUGGGUUCCGGGAUGGGGAGCACGGCGCCCUCGCACUUCACCAUCGCCAAGGAGACGGGCCAGAUCUGUACGGCCGUGGCUCUGGACCGGGACCAGGGACCCUCCAGCUUCGACUUCACCGUCACCGCCGUGGACGGGGGUGGUCUGAACUCUGUGGCCUAUGUGCGUGUGGACCUGCUGGACGUCAAUGACAACCGGCCGACGUUCUACCCGCUGCAGUACGCGGUGAGCCUGAGCACACAGAGCGCCCCUGGAACCUCCGUCGUCAAGGUGACGGCCCACGACUCAGAUGCCGGGGUCAAUGGACGCGUGACGUACCGGGUGGUACCAGGAGGGGGCUCCCCGUUCUUCACCCUCAACAAAGACACAGGUGUCAUCUCGCUCUCCCGCUCGCUGCACGGCAAGGCCAACACUGUGAUCCCGAUGGUGAUUUCUGCUCAGGACGGUAGCGGUCUGACGGCGCUGGCCAACGCGCGCGUCAACAUCAGUGUGGUGGCGGGCUUAGUGGCGCCCCCUGUGUUCGAACAGCAGAAUUACCACUUUACCGUCACGGAGGACGCGCUGAGAGGCACCGACGUGGGGGUGGUGCGAGCCACCAGCAGGAGUGGGGUACCUAAAGACAUCACCUACACCAUAAGCUCCGGAGACCCCACCGGCUACUUCACCGUGGACCCUGAGACGGGGGCCCUGCGCACGGCCAGGCCCCUGGACCACGAGGCCCAGCCCGUCCUGGAGCUGGAGGUCCAGGCCCGCAGCGGCACCCCGCCGGCCUUUGGUCAGACCCGGGUGCGAGUCACGGUGGCCGACGUCAACGACAACGAGCCCGUCUUCCUGCCCUCCUCCUCGGAGUCCCUCCUAUUGGCCGAGGGCACGGAGCUCGGGGCGGUGGUGUACCGCGUACAGGCAGAGGACCGUGAUUCGGGCGCCAACGGGGCCCUGACCUUUGACCUCUACGCGGCAACGGAACCAGGACAGCAAAUGCCAUCACAACCCCAACGCACGUUCAGCAUCGACCGAGGCACGGGCGAGAUCCGGCUGACAGGGCGUCUGUCCUACGAGACGGCGUCGCGGUACGACCUGCGGGUGACAGCGAAGGACGGGGGUGCGCCGCAGCAGAGCGCCACCAUGACGCUGGUGGUGCACGUGCAGGCCGAGAACAACCAGGGACCCGUCUUCGACACGCUCACCUACCGCGUAGAGCUCCGGGAGGGAACGCCGCUCAACACACGAUUCCUUCAGGUGCGUGCCCUCAGUCGCGACUCCGGUACCAGCAGUGCCAGCUCCACCUCCGGGUCCUCCUCAGGCUCCUCCUCCUCUCCACCACUGGCCUACCACCUGCACCCGGAUGGGGACGCGGCGGGAUUCGGCAUCGCACCCGACAGUGGCUGGCUCUUCGUCAAGAGCUCACUGGACCGCGAGGCCAAGGAGAUGUACCUGCUGACGGUCCUGGCCACCUCGGGCCACGGGCACCUGAAGAAGACUGGCAGUGCCACGGUGCGCGUCUCCGUGACGGAUGAGAAUGACAACGCGCCGCGUCUGUCGCAGGAGCGUGCCUUCCUGGCUGUGCGGGAGAACCUGCCCGUGGGCAGUGGCUUUGGCCGGAUCGGCGCCUCCGACCGCGACGCCGGCCUCAACAGCAGGCUCAGCUACCGGCUACUGCACUCGGACCGCAACUUCUACAUCAACUCCCAGACAGGUGAGAUCAGUACCCGCGUGGCGCUGGACCGUGAGCACCAGUCGAGCUACCAGCUGGUGGUGGUGGUGCAUGAUGGGGGCACACCGUCCCGCAGCGCCACGGGCACCGCCUUCAUCACCGUCCUGGACGAGAACGACAACGCACCCGCCUUCUCACACAGCCAGGGCAGGGACAUCCUCAUACAGGUGAUGGAAGGGCAGUCGUCUGGAGCCCUGAUCGGAACAGUGCAGGCAAAGGACCCUGACGAGGGCGAGAAUGGAACGGUUGUCUACUCGUUGUCAGGUCCAAGAGCGGAGCGCUUCUCCCUGAACCCGAUGACUGGAGAGCUGCGGUCUUCCUCCCCCCUCAGCCACUCCGACCGGGCCGAGUACAGCUUCACCAUCACGGCCACGGACAGGGGCCAGCCCUCACAGAGCUCCAGCUGUGGACUACGCAUCCAGGUUCUGAGUUCCAGCAAGGGCAGGGCCAAGGCCAACUCGCGCUCCGUAUCCCUCACCUCCAUGGAAGGGGCCAAACCGGGCUCCGUCAUUGGCUCGGUCAGGUCACAUGACUCCCAGGAACUUCCCGAGUCGGGCCAAGUGACCUACACGGUGGUCGGCGGGACCGACCGUGACGGCACAUUUGUGGUGGAUCGCCUCACGGGAGACGUUUACCUCGCACGCGAGCUGGACUACGAGAGAGACUCACGCUACACGAUACACAUCGAGGUCGUGGAUUUCACAUCAGCCCUCCCGAGCAGUCACGUGGUGUUGCUCGACAUCGACGUACAGGACAGCAACGAUCACGCGCCUCACUUCCCCGAAGACCCCAUCACCAUUGUCAUCUCUGAGAGCACAGAGCCGGGAAUGCCUGUCUACACCUUCCAGGCCUCGGAUGGAGAUGGAAGCGGCCCCAACAGUGAGCUCCACUACACCAUCCACCAGCAGUGGCCAGCAGAGCCAGGCCAUCUGAACCUCGACCCCGACACCGGUGUGCUCUCGCUGGGCCAACCUCUGGACCAUGAGACCAUCUCCUCCCUCGUGCUGGUGGUGCAGGCCACAGACUCGCCCUUGAACACCAGCCAGCGCCGCUGGGGCUCUGUGACGGCGAGAGUGUUCAUCACGGAUGACAACGACAAUGCGCCGGACUUCGUGUCUCCGUCCAUGGUCAGUGUGAUGGAGGACCAGCCGGUGGGAUUCGUGGUGCUGUACGUUAUGGCGCGGGACGCCGACCAGGGCGAGAAUGGCCGUGUGUCCUACCGUAUCCAGGCCGGAGACUCGGCAGGGAAGUUCAGCCUCAACCCCAGCACUGGCUCCCUGUCCAUCCUCAAGCCCCUGGACAGAGAAGAGCAGGACCUGUACAACCUGACCGUCAUCGCAGAGGACCAUGGGAUGCCUCAGCACUCCUCCACGCAGGUGCUGUCGGUGCAGGUGAUCGAUGUGAAUGACGAGGUGCCCUGGUUUGAGGAUAGUCAGUACGAGGCUGUCGUCAUGGAGAACCAGCCAGCAGGCCUCUCCAUCCUGGUGGUCUCCGCCUCCGAUCUGGACAUAGGCACCAACGGCCUGGUGACUUACGGCGUCUCCGGUGAGGACGGCUUCAUUAUCCACCCCGAGACCGGUGUCAUCUCCACCACAAAGGCCCUGGACAGAGAGACCCAAGAGUACUACUCACUGACAGUGUAUGCCAAGGAUGGCGGGCUUCCGCCCAAUUAUGCCAAAGCCUCGGUGAAGAUCACAGUGCUGGAUGAGAAUGACAACAGCCCGGUGUUUGGCAGGGUGUAUUACAGCCUGGAGGUGCCCGAGAACCAGGAGCCUGUGGCUCUCUUCACCCUCAGGGCUACCGACCAGGACUCUGGAGACAGCGGAGAGAUCACAUAUAAAAUCACAGAGGGCGACCAGAUGGGUGACUUCCGUCUCGACCGGGCCUUGGGCGUGCUGUCCACCUCCAGGCCCCUCGACCGGGAGAAGAAGGCCAAGUACGUGCUGACGGUCACGGCCGUGGACCAGGGAACCCCUGCUCACAGCACCAGCACCAUCGUAGAGGUGUCCGUGCUGGAUAUCAAUGACAACAGCCCGCUGUUCCAGAGCUCCACCUACACCAUUGACGUGUCGGAGGACAUCCCCGAGAGCUCUGCAGUGCUGGAGGUGACCGCCACGGAUGAGGACGAGGGCCCUAACGGACAGGUGCUGUACUACCUGAGCCAGGAGGCGCAGGGCAUGUUCCUGGUGGAUGAGCACUCGGGCCGCAUCUUCACGGCCGGGCCGCUGGACCGGGAGAAGAGGGCCCUCUUCACCUUCCAGGUGUUGGCCGUGGACUCCGCACCAGCCGCACCCCGCAACUCCACCGCCCAGGUGACGGUGAACAUCCUGGACAUCAAUGACAACGCGCCGUUCUUCGUCCAAGACCCGCUGAUCAUCAACGUGUCCAGCGCGGCAGGGCAGGGCCAUCGCACGCUGGCCACCAUGCGGGCCGAGGACAAAGACUUUGGCGCCAACGGCUCAGUGUUUUAUCGUUUCGCCAGCCCUGUGCGAGGGUUCGCCAUUAACUCUCUGACGGGCGCCAUCCAGGCGACGGAGGACUUGCAGGGGCUGACGCAGAGCCAGCGGACCCUGAUCGUGGAGGCCAUGGACCAGGGUAGCCCCGCGCAGUCCUCCUUCGGAGUAGUGGUGGUGUACGUGCGGGAACAGCCGUACCGCGGCAUACGCUUCUCCCGCUACGCCCGCGACGUCAGCCUGGUGGAGAAUGCGGCCCAAGGUACCGUGGUUGUGCAGACCCAAGCCCAGUAUCCCGAUGGAUCUCGCAACGGAAUCAGCUACAGCAUCUUCAGUGGCAACAGGUUCCAGUCCUUUGGCAUCAGUGCCUCCAAUGGAGAAAUCUGGGUCCAGAACUCUGUGGCGCUGGACUAUGAGGAGACGCCGCGGAUCCGUCUGGUGGUGAAAGCGGAGACGGCGUCCUCCAGCUCCUUCAUGGCCGUCAACCUGAUCCUGCAGGAUGUCAACGACAACUUGCCGCGCUUCCAGCUGCAGAACUACGUGGCUUACGUCAGGGAGGCACAAGGCUACGAUCACCCCAUCAUUCAGGUAAUGGCCGAUGACCUGGAUCAGGGUCAGAACGGACAAGUGACCUAUUCCAUAAGGUCGUCGUCAAGGAGCGGCCUCUUCAAGAUUGACCCCGUGACCGGCAGCAUCACCACAGCUGCCAUCAUGGAUCGGGAGAUCUGGACGCAGACAAAGCUGGUGGUCACAGCUACAGACCGCGGGAGUCCGCGAUUGGCUGGCUCGGCCACCCUGACAGUGAUCAUUGUGGACCUGAACGACAACAGUCCCACCAUCCCCGUGCCCCGCGAGGUGCGGGUGCCAGAGAACACCAUGAUUGGCACGGUGAUCACCCAGGUGACAGGAAAUGAUGUCGAUUCUGGCCCCGCCCUUUCCUAUUCCCUGCACUUGGAUGAGCAUGCGGAGGGGAAGUUUGGCAUCCAUCGGUUCGGGGGCGGGGUGUCCCUGACCGCACCCUUGGACUUUGAGGAGAGGACCUGGUACACCGUGACCAUUCGCUCCUCCGACUCGCGCCAUUACAGCGAAGCCAACCUGACCGUGCUGGUGGAGGACGUGAAUGACAACGCCCCAACCUUCACACAAGACCUCUACCAGGUGACAUUACCAGAGCACUCGCCAGCUGGCAGCGCUGUCAUCACUGUCACCGCCACAGACAAAGACAGCGGCGAGAAUGGCAAGAUCUUGUACAGAGUGAUGUCUGCGACGCAAGACAUUUUCUACAUUGAUCCCAACAAUGGCACCCUGUUCAUCAACCAGCAGGCAGAGUUCCACACGGAGCGUCCGUCCAUCCUGGUGGUUAUCGAGGCCCGCGAUGGAGGCAGUCCAGCCCUCAGUGCCUUCACCACCGUCCAGGUCCACAUGUCCGACGUCAACGACAACGCCCCCGUCUUCCAGCAGUCCGAGUACCUCACCACGGUCUCCGAGGACGAGCUCCCCGGGUCAACCAUCCUCACCCUGGAGGCCGUCGACGGUGACACGUCCCGGGAGAACUGCGGCUUCGACUUCGCCAUUGCCAGCGGCAAUGCUGGAAACGCCUUCCAGAUCGAGAGCAGCGUUCGCUUCCUGGAGGGGCGUGGCUUCCAGACGGUGGGCUCGCUGAUCCUGGCCGACCAGCUGGACUUCGAGGCCCUGCCCAGCUACAACCUCACCAUCGUGGCCUCCGACCGCGGAAUCCCCCAGCGCAGCUCCGUCGUCCCUGUCCUGGUCACAGUCACCGACGCCAAUGACAACCCUCCGGCCUUUAGCCGUGCGGAGUACAGCGUGGUGCUGAGCGAGAAUGCGGCAGCGGGCACUGAAGUCCUACGGUUGUCAGCAAUAGACCCUGACUCCAACCCCAUUGGCAAUGAUCUUCAGUACGCCAUCAGCUCAGGUGACGACACUGCGCUGUUCUCGCUGGACAGGCGGACGGGGGCGUUGCGCCUCAAACGGUCCCUGGACAGUGAGCGGCAGCCGGCACAUGUGCUAAUCGUGCAGGCGUCAGACGGUCAGGGCCACUUCGCCCUGGCUCCCGUCACAGUGGAGGUGAAGGACAUCAACAAUAACAAGCCCUAUUUCCCACUGAAGAUGCUGACGUCCAGCAUACGCGAGAACCAGCCCCAGAACUCUCUGGUCACCAUGCUUCACGCAAUCGACCACGACACAGGAACGUUCGGCCAGCUGAAGUACUUCAUGCUGGACAAAACGGGCGAUGGCAAGGACGCCUUCUUGGUCAACCAGACGUCGGGGGAGAUUCGGGCGCGCCUCACUUUCGAUUUCGAAAAGGUCAACUCCUUCAGCUUUGUGGCUGUUGCGGUGGACGCCGGCAACUACUCCGCCACUGUCACGGUCCAGGUGUACGUGACUGGAGAGGACGAGUACGACCCGGUUUUCACGACCUCUGACCUCAUGCUCCACGUGCCCGAGGGAGCCAAGAAAGGUCAGAGCAUUGGUCAAGUACUAGCCAACGACGAGGACAGCGGUGUGGACGGUAUCGUGCUGUACUCUCUCUCUGAGAACUCCCCCUAUUUCGAGGUCAAUACGUCCACAGGAGUGAUAUCCUUGAAAAUGGACAGUUACAGCAGACACAUUAGCCGCUCCAAGAGGGAGACCCGUCAGAUGGCCAUAGACGUGAUUGCACACAGUCCCCUGGAAACGUCUCGUGUGACAACAGCGAGGCUCACCAUCGACGUCACGCACACAACGUUCGGCCUGGCCACAGAGGUGAACAUGCUUCUCGUCAGCGUCAUCGCCGUGUCUCUGGCCAUGGUCAUCAUCCUGAUCGUCAUAGCCGUGGCGCUCUGCCUGUUUCGCUCCAAACGGCAGAAGGACCGCGAGGACCGCGAGAGAAUGUCCACAGCGGGCACCAUGCUGGAAAAGCUCGAUGAGGCCAAAGUCAUCGGGAACGAGAGGAUCUAUCACCAGACCUUGCCUGGCUACGCCCCAAGUCCCGCUGGGACGGGAGGGGUGGGAGGGCCCUACACCCGAGGCGGCUCCCUCGACCCCUCUCACUCUAGCGGGCGCGGCUCUGCAGAGGCGGAGGCUGCAGAGGAUGACGAGAUUCGCAUGAUCAACGAGUACCCGCGGGUCUCCAGCAUCUCCUCCUCCAUGCAGGAGCGCAUAUCCGCCCGCGGGCCUGACUCCGGCAUCCAGCAAGACGCGGAUCAGCUGUCGGACAUCUCCUGCGAGCCUGCAGGGAUGGGGUUGGACGCCAACCAGUGGUUCAAGGCCAAGAAGAUGGGCACCAGCAUGAGUAUGCAAAGCACCCUGUUGGCCGGUCAGCUCCCCAUGUACCGGGACGAGGGGGGCUGUGGAUACCUGGGCGUCGGGAGGGGCCUCAACAUCUCGCACCCCAAAGACUACGCCUUCCCCGAGGACGGCAAGCCGGCGGUGGACGGCUCGCUCACAGCCAUCGUGGCCAGUGACGAGGAGCUGAGGGGAAGCUACAACUGGGACUACCUGCUCAACUGGUGCCCGCAGUUCCAGCCGCUAGCAAACGUCUUCACCGAGAUCGCUCGGCUCAAAGACGAGACCGCCCCGCCGCAGAACCCCCGGAGGCCGUUCCCGCAGAAGGCCAAGCCGGUGGACCCCAAGCCCCGCAUCGACCCGCCUCCGCUUAUCACCAACGUGGCCCACCCGGGGGCUAAAACUGUACCCGUGAAACCCGCUGUGGGUCGGACUUUCCCGCAGCUGGCCUCGUUUCGGCGGUCCCCCCUCAGCAAUGACGGGUCGUCCAUCUCGUCGGUGGCCAUGUCCCCCAGCUUCUCCCCGUCCCUGUCCCCGUUGGCCGCCUGCUCGCCGGCCGUGUCGCCUUUCGGGGUGACGCAGGGUCCGCCCGCCUCGCUCAUCAGCACCACGGAACACUCGUUAGAGCACAGCGAGGAGGCCGAGCUGAGGAUUUAAAGUAAAGACAGACUUGUGUCUUGUUAUUGGACCUUCCUCACUUUUUCCCCCUUAUGGACAUACGGAGCUACACAGCUGCGGGAACAGUAGCACCUUGUAGGCUUGGUAUAGUGGGGAGGGGGAAACGGAUUGACUUACCAGGGACAAUACCAGGAGGACUUAUCUGGAAUCUUAUUAUUUGUAAUUGCAGGACUGGGGGGACCCGUGUGAUCUGUGUGUGUAUAUAGGGCCCACAAUUUGGGUGCUGCUAUGACCCUGCCUGGCCUUGCAGGAGCAGGAGCGGUAGCAGUUAGCACCCCACCGAAACCGACCAAGCCCAACUUUGAGCUGCAACUCAAUGAGUGAGUGCCCUAAUAUAGUAUGUGGACACCCGUAUCUGGUGCAAUCAGACUGGUCAGACAUUGUUGCCUCACUGGCUGGCCAGGGAGCGGAAGGGCAUGUUCUCCAAUGUUGGAUAUAUUAUUAUUAUUAUUAUUAUUAUUAUUCGGAAAAGAAGAAGUCUAUAGACUACAUUGCUUAUGGACUUUCAAUAGACAUAACUUUUGUUUGCACAUUUAAAAAAAAUGGAGGAGCAAGCAUUGAUGUCAAUUUCUUUUUGUUUUUUUUACAUGAACACUUUUUUGUAUUAUAUAUUUUUGUACUUAUUUGCUUUUUUGACUAGAACAAUGACAUUCCUUGUGUCAAAAGGUUGUUAUAGCCUCUGAUUAUAUUUGUAUAUCUGUAAAUUGGUGACUGUAAUCUUGUGUUAGCCCACAGAAGUAAGUAUUAAUUGAUUCACUAAUGUUUUCUAACAUGUUCAUGGACAAAAGAAGCUCUUAACCUAUAUUUCAUACAUUUUCGGGGAAUUUAUUGAUUUGUGUCUCUCUUGUAAAUAUUUACACCACUUGGAGAGAUGUAAUUUGCUGGAAGAACAUGUACGUGUAAGCUGCAUUUUGUAGUAUUGUUUGUACAUUUUAUUUCCUUAACUUUGAUGACAUGCUGCUUCCCAUUCACACUCACCCUUCAAUGGCGUGAUGCAUUCAAAAAGUAAACAACAUGGGGUCCAUCCGUAAUCCAGCUAUUGAAUAAAAGGUCAAGUCAGUAGAUUGUAUCAGAUGACAUGUAUUUUAGAAAAUGCCACCAAAUGCAGGUUGGCUUUGACUUGAGUAUAAACUACAGUUCGUUGUUGCAGUGCAGGCAAGGAGAAAGUGUACAGUACAAGUAGAAGUGACUGAAAGAGACAAAGACAGAGUUCAAGAGGAAAAGAGAUGUUGGGAGCAAUUUGAGGCAAAAAGGAUGUCCAGACCAGUCCAGACAUAAUUUAGCCGCAGUACAUGCCUUAAAAGGCUCUUUUACUUUUUCAGUGAAUAGCCACUUUAUUGUGAUUGAAUGACUUUAAAUUCACUGGGCCAUCAUACGCAGUAUGCAUGACAGCCUUUUAGCACAUAAUCGCUCAGUGUACCAAACAAAACACCAAUUUAAUACUUCAAACCCAUAAAUUAGAAGUGGCAUCUCUGGUUUGAGCUGAAAGCCUAAUCCAUGUAAUCAAUAUGCAGCUCCGGCUCACUUUUCUCUCUCUACUGAGAAAACACAGGAGUUGAAGAUUUGCAGAUGGUUGGAAGAAAAUGCAUUUAUCUGUUCAGAGGCAGAGAGUCUUGCGGAGGGGUGGGAAUGUGUUUAAGAGUGCAGUCCACAUGCCGAAAAUGAAUGAAUGUGGACCAAUAUCCUGGACAUGACCUCCAGUGUUAAGCCAUUUAUACAGACAACUGGAUCAUACUGUAGUUCUCUCGUUCAUUUUCUGUUAGCUAUAGUAGGAGCUGCUUACUUUUUUCCCCAUUUCAUCUGUACUGUAUACCAUGGGACUUCUAUGAGACUUCCUAGGUGUUUCGAGAUUGACCAUGAAAACACGAUACAAACAAUUCUGUGGCUCCUACUAUAGGCCUAAUCCAUGUGAUUUUCUUUUUUAGUUUAUGUCUUUCCUCACCUAGAUAUGUCAGAUUCAUUUUUAUUUUUUAUUAUUUUUCCAACGUUGUGCUACAGAAUGUUUGAAUUGGUUUAUUGCCUUAUCAUUGCUACGGUGCCAUAGAUUGUUUUUAAAGUGAAUUCAAAGCCUGUGCCAUUUAAGCUAUGAGUCCUCAAUGGAGGUCUUCUGUCGGCCAUA